GUCCUCUGAACUCCGAAGCAAAUUCCAUGCUGCUUUUUGAAUGUUCAAAGAUGAAACUUGAAACCUCAAAUACAAAAGUUUUUAAUUCUCUUGUAUUUCAAAAAAAUAAAAAAUACUCCACAAAUUGCAACGAAUAGUUAAUUUGGACAUAGGAUUAGCAUGUUCAGAUAUUUAAUAUUUUCAAUCAUGUUUCCGGACUAAGAAUUUUUUAUUUUUUAUUUUUCAAAAAAUCUCUCUAUGUGAAAAAAUAGUUCCAAAUUAAGUUGUUACUUUUGUCCCUAAAAGUUUGAAUGAAUUAAUAUUAUUUAGAUCAAAGAUUAUUUAUCAUUUUUCCGUUCUAAGAAAAUAAUUUAUUUUAUUAUACUGUUUUAAUUUAAAACAAUAGAGCAUAUUUUCUUAGACGGAAGAGGUAAUUGAUAAAUUAGUAGUGGAAAUGGCAUGUUUAGUGGGAUACUGAGAUUUAUCAUUGGAAUGUUUAGUGGGAUACUGAGAUGUAUCAUUGAUCAAAGGUGACAUGGUGGACUGGAGACUGAAUUAGGAGCAGCCAAGUGAGAAUUUUAGCCAUUAUAAAUAUUAUAACAUGUUGACUGAAGGCUGUGACCGCCUGAUUCUCAUAGUAUAAAGUCAUAAGUGACUCGAUUUCUUGCCAGCGACUGAUCAAAUUUCAUCAAAAAAAAUCAUCAACAAAAAAUGGCAGAAGAUCAUGAAGAGCAAGGCUUCAGCCAAGCGUUGUUGUUAGCAUCGGCGGCGUGGGUGCCGAUGGUGUUAAACGCCGUCAUACGCCUCGACGUGUUGGAAAUCAUCGCCAAAGCCGGCCCGGGUUCCCAACUCUCGGCUUCGGAGAUCACGGCCAAGUUGUCCACCGUGAAGCCGGAGGAGGCCGCGGUGAACCUUGACCGGAUGCUGGCACUCUUGGCCGGUAACUCGGUAGUGACUUGCUCCGUCGAGGUCGUGGAUGGCGUCGUGCAAAGGCGUUAUGGUUUAGGACCAGCCGGCAAGUAUUUUGUUAAAGGAGAACAAUACGGUGGUGCGUCGCUGAGCCCGCUUUUGGCAUACCUUGUCGACAAAGACGUGAUGGGUACUUGGUAUGGAUUAGAAGCUGGAAUUUUGGAAGGAGGAACUGCAUUCGAGAAAACACAUGGAGCACCACUGUUCAAGUACAUUGCAAACGAUCCCAGAUUGAUGAAUUUCUCCAACGUUGCAAUGACAAAUUACACAGAAUUGAACAUCAAAAAGCUUCUUGAAUGCUACAAAGGUUUUGAAAAUGUCAAAACUUUGGUAGAUGUGGGUGGAGCUCGGGGUCAAGUUUUGUCUAUGAUCACCUCCAAAUACCCAAACAUUAAGGGUAUCAAUUUUGACUUACCCCAUGUCGUCGGGAAUGCCCCGUCAUAUCCCGGAGUAGAGCAUAAAGGUGGAGACAUGUUUGAAAGUGUUCCUGAAGGAGAUGCAAUUUUAAUGAAGUGGAUUUUACAUUUAUUCGACGAUGAAAAGUGCGUAAAAAUCCUUAAAAAUUGUUACAAGGCGUUACCAGAAGACGGAAAAUUAUAUGUGCUGGAAUCAAUUGUUCCGGCAAAUCCAAGCGAGAGCGAUAUAGGUGAGAAGAGCACCCUCCAAAUUGAUCUUCUGAGGGUGGCAUUUGCAUCUGGUCCGAAGGAAAGAACAGAAGCUGAAUUCAAAGCCUUGGCUAAAAAAGCAGGAUUCAAAGGCAUCAAACUUGAAUGUCUCGUCUGCAACCUUUGGGUAAUUGUGUUUCAAAAAUGAUUCCAUUUAAUUUGCUUUCUUGUUGUAGCAACUAAUGAUCAAUGGUUGUUUUUAAUCGUAGCCUCUUGAAAUCAUUACAUGAAAUAAAACUACUACAAGUUUCUUGUCAUUUUACCCAAUAAGUGCUUAUUAGUGAUCAUUGUCAUUGAUUAUGGUUCAAUUUUGAUGGUUUCAUAAAGGGUGCAUUACCUGUAGAAAAAUAACAGCAAUAAAAUAAAAAAUCAAUGUGGACAAAUAAUCAAAUGGGACAAGAAGAGAUGAAAUAUUUAAUGAUAUGUAUAAUGAAAAAAAAUAGUGAAAAUAGAUAACGAGUGAUGUAGAGUAUUCUCGACCUCUAGUUUUUUGGCACUUUUCCGUUAAAAUUUUAUCUUUCCCUGAAAAAUUAUAUUUUUAUCCUUAAUUAAUAAGUACACGUAUUUAAUGAGGAUAAUGUAUUUGUCUUUUCAUUAGUCACUAUUCUAUUUCACUAUAAUAUGUCAUUGUGUCAAUCAUUACUCUUUGAUUUUAUAUUGUUUUGAUACUUUGUGAUAGAAUUUCUUUUUGAUGAUAUGUUGUCUUCGUGAAUUGUGCGUCU
Oldenlandia corymbosa var. corymbosa is the source of this 2335-nucleotide messenger RNA. Lineage: Eukaryota; Viridiplantae; Streptophyta; Magnoliopsida; Gentianales; Rubiaceae. The record is from the annotation of a GenBank genome assembly.